Molecule: messenger RNA, 1173 nt
Organism: Aspergillus fischeri NRRL 181
Lineage: Eukaryota; Fungi; Ascomycota; Eurotiomycetes; Eurotiales; Aspergillaceae
Product: putative C6 finger domain protein
Exons: 2
Coding region: 1-1173 (390 amino acids)
Biological process (GO): regulation of DNA-templated transcription
Molecular function (GO): zinc ion binding; DNA-binding transcription factor activity, RNA polymerase II-specific
Source: RefSeq, a predicted model, not a curated record
AUGCCCGCAGUCCUGGUCCAGAAUAUGACAUCUUUACCGAAUACACAAGCUCCCAUCAUGGAAAACCCCACCGCUGACAAGAAGCGCAACAAGCUGGGAUACCAUCGCACAUCAGUCGCAUGUGUACACUGCCGACGGCGGAAGAUUCGAUGUCUGGUGGCAGCCGACGACCCCCAGGGUCGAUGCGAAAACUGUAUCCGACUGCGCAAGGAAUGCCAGUUCUUCCCGGUUGACCAGCAGCCUCCCGUGGAGAAGAAGUCCCGGCCAAACUCUAGACUAGAAAGCGCAUCAACAGAUCCUUCGACUACCUCUUCAUCACCUCCCACGAUGGGCGGAGGUGCUGACCACUCCGAGUCAUUCUUUCCUUACCAACCCAUGCCCUUAGACGCGAGCCAGGAUGCGUCGGGGUUCCAUGCCACUUCUUUUCCCGGCAAUCCCAUGUCAUCAUUCGUACCAGGUAGGCGGCGGACGCACUCGCAUAUGUUAACAACAGCUUUGCUGACUGAACCUCGUAUCGAAGGGUCCACAGAUUUCGCAGCAGCACCAACAUUAGACCCGUCAGUUCCGUGGGACGAAUACACGACGAUUUCUGACCCCCAGAUACUGAGCGCAAUGGCUGCAGGGAAGCACCAGAUGAUGAACAUGCCUCCUAACGCAUGGAGUCCGGGACCGAACAAUAUGGUGCCUAUGCCUCCCAACCCCGCAAUGGCAACAACGCCAACGGUCCCGUCCCAGUCGCAGCCGAUCAGCCCCGUACAGGCGUAUGCCAUGCAACCGGACGGCUCAGUUUGGCCGGUGCCCCAACCGACACGCUCAAUGACCUUUCCGGCACAACCGGAGAUGGCUUCGUAUCCGAAUCCGAGCCAAUUCAGUCAGCAAAUGCACACGGAUCUCAAACGCAGAAUGACGAGUCCCGCUCAGGGAUACCCGGGGACGCCUGUCAAUCCUCAGAGCCCCCCGCCUGCCGAGUUACAGGCGACAACGGUGUCCAUGUCAUACCCCGGGCAGCCAGCGGGCAUGGGCUACCCCGGAUGGCAUGAUAUGAACGGUAUGCCGACGAUGAACGUAGUGCAAUAUCCUAUGUAUACGGCGGACCCGACACAGCAGGCAGCAUUUGGAACUCCCCCGGCACAUAUGGGUCAUCCCGGGCAGGGCCCGCCGCCGACUUCAUGA